AUGGGCAAGAAGGGCGAGCCAUGGCGCCGCCGCGGCGAGGAGCAAGCUUGGGAGGACGACUGGCAACAGCCCUCCUGGCGCUUGUGGCGUGGGGGAGCGGCAGCCUCCCCCAAAGGGCGUGGGCAACCUCCAUGGAGGCCGGACACCAGGAGACCACGUCAGGCCCCAAAGCCAGUGGAGUUCCCUGCCUACGACACCAAGAAGAUCGACACUGCCGCCAUUGUGCCGAUUUCGGAAAAGAAGCUGAGUUCUACAGCUGCGCCUGGCAAGUCACCUACGUUGCUCAAGGCGAUACAAACAGCAGUGAACUUCACCAGGAAGCACGAGACGCGAGUGAACCGCCUCGAGAGAGAACUCGCGGACGGAAAGCUGCAAUGGGAAAGCUAUGUGCAGGACAUGAAAAAUACGCUGCGCACAGAAAAAGCACGGUUCGUGCAAGAACAAACAAGGGUCACGGAGGCCCUGAAGGAGGCCCAGGACCAACAGAAGCUCGCCUACCAGCAGUUGUCCCAAGUUUUCACGAAUGGCGGGCCGCCUUCGGAAAGUACCGCCAUGGAGGUGACAGACGAGAUGGAAGAGUGGAAAGAGGUUCUUGCUGGCUUGGACGAAGGCAGUGGAGGGUCAGGUGGUCCGGACAUUGGGGUACUUUUGGAUGCCUUGCGAAAAGCUGGCAUACCCCUGGAGAUGCCGGAGUCGGAACCCAGCACGCCACCCAGGAGAGUUGUGGUACCGCCUGCGACGACUCCGCCGUCCACGACCAAGGAUGCAGCCAGGAGCCGCUUGACUCCGGAGGGGCUGAAUACACCGUCCCCUCGCCGAGUCGAAGAUCCCUACCUCAGCUCGCCUGGUCUGGCACACUUUGGCAUGCCCUUGGGCGGCCCUACCGGAGAUGGUGCACCAAGCAAUGCCAGCCCUGGCGGACAAGCUGCUGUUGGCAACGACCACUCUGGAGACGCAGAGGCUACGAGGGCCACUGGGGGCAGCCCUCAUCUUCUGGCAGAUCGCUUGUCCGAGAAGAGACGUGUAUCACGUUCGGCACUGGCCCCCUUCGGGCUGGCCAAAAAUCGGAAAACCGAUGCUGGCAGCGACGGCCCACCCGGUCUUGUGCCAGAUACAGGGCAAACCUCGUCUGUGAUCGACGACGACGAUUCAGAGGAGCUGGACGCCGCAGCCGCUGUGGAGACGCGAGCUCCCUCACCAGGUCGACGGGAUCCGGUUAUCACGACCCUUGCGCUUCCCUGUGCGGGUGUACCCGUUUCCGUGGUCUUUGCGUUUGGAGACGACGUCGUGAGCGAGCAACAAGUCCCCAAAGGACUGCCAUUGGGUCGUUCGUUGGCUGCAUGUCGCUUCCGGCGGCCAUUAGUGCCACCCCCGCCUGGACCAGCGCGUACAGAGGUAAUCAUGCUUGAACACCUUACGGCAUUGCCAGAGCCUACAGGAGAGAGUGAUGCAGAGUGGCUUGGAGUCACAGUCUUCACACCGCAUGUUCGGCCACUGCGGCUAGCCGUUCUUUGCCCGCCGCACCAUGACAUUGACCAUGUCAUUGAUGCCGUUCUUCAUGCCUCCCCAGACGAUGCUGAAGGGAUCUACGACAGGUGUGUCCCAGCGUGCCCGCUGCAGUUCAGGGGUUGGUGUACCCUCAUUCGUUUCCCUUCCAUCGCGUCGCAAACACCUGCAGGUGUGAUGAGAGCAGUGAUCGUUGAUUUGACCUAUGUAGGAGGGCACCACUACGCCUGCCUACUGCCUGAGGAAAUUCCCUUUGAGGAGUUGCUGCAUUUUGCGACCAUGCAAGCGGAUUACUCGGAGGUUGAAAUCCUCAUUCAUGUAGGUAACAACCCUGCUGCCCACUCUCCUGAGGUGCCUCUGCGGCUGCGAGACGGCGACGUCUUGUCCUUCAGGCGCCCUCCACAAGAGUGGCAUGUGCGCCAAACUGCAAGUGAACUGCUACAAGACGUGUCCUCCUGGCAGCCACCGCUCGACAUGCCUCGUUUGACGCCUUCAAUAGGGGUUUUAGUCCACUACGGACCUGAGAGGGUUUUCAUGCCCAGGCACCACCACUACGGACAAUCGCCCAUGUCGGCGAUCGCCUCCAUGUGGGAUUUUGCUGCGGGCGAAUACACUGUAUGUGUGUUCCCAACGCCAGAUCUUGAAUUUCGGGGCAACCCUUGCACCCAAGCUGCCUCUGUGGUAAGUUUGCCAAGCGCGCAGUUGCACGCGGCGCCAGCUUGUCGGCGCAGAGACUUCUUUACUCUCUGCGACUUUAGGGGUCUAGGAUACGGUGUUAGAAUUGCGCACAGCACGGUCCCACUGCUGCAUCUUCCCUCUGUUGCGGCUAUUGCUGGUGUGCAUGUGCCACUUGGCAAGCGCCUGGUUGCUAUCGGCUGGGAGGCCCUUGAGGAUGAUCUACGCCUGUAUGGCAACGACGCUUUCGUCAUCAAGGCCAUCCCUGAAGCGCUGCCAAUCUCCCUCGCCGACCCCCCUGACAGGCUUGAUGCUCCUCCGGAUGCUCCCCGCGAUUCCAACCCGGGAGGCGGCAGCUUCCCCUUCUCGGUGACCCCUGGUGCUCCCGAACGACAUGGCCGGCGGCCGUUCACCCGUGAAAGGUCUCGAUCCCGAGACAGGCAAGACACAGAUUGGGGAUACCAUGGAAGCCUCCUGGACGCAAACAAGCCUGGAAUCUGUGAGCCCCCUUUAUGUCCGAGGUUUCUGUUGCAGGGUGAUUGCUCCUUCGGCAGUCUCUGCUAUGACAGCUAUUGCUGCGCUGACCCCUUUGUACCUGCAACACACAAACUCCUCAGAGAACCAGCGUCGCACAGCGUUGCGCAGCACGCUCGAGUUGGCCAUGCGAGAGAGUUUGUGCGUCAGACUGGUCGACCAUGGGGCUACUUACCAGCCGACGGCGACCCGGACGAGGUCACCGGAGAUGAUGAAGGAUCAGAGUCAGAAACUGCGGCCUUGGGCGAGGGAGAAGCCGAAUUUACCUUUUUCGUGCUUCGCAUAGAAUACGUGCCAGAGAUCGUGACGCUAGUCCUGGAGGCGCCGGUCUUAGUCCAAGACGCCCUCGCCUUAGAGUCUGGAAUCCUGAUCUCUCUCCCGGGCUGGGCUUCGACUGAAGCUGCGUUGCUAAGGCUCUGCGAGAUCACGAAUGGGGAGGAGGUCGACAUAUAUGUCGGCACAAGUGAAGUCGCCCUCGGCGAUGAGGAGGUUCCUCUGCACCAAGGACUCUGCGUUUUCGUUGUCCGAAGGUUCGCGUUCCCCGGCCCUUUCUUUCUUCUUCGCGAUAUCUUGCAGAACUCGGCGACGUGGGAUGCCGAGCCUCAACUGCCUAUUGGCCCCGCGGGGGGGGGUUUCUGUGCUGUCGGAGAGCAAGGGCAUCGGCGCUCUCCAGUAGCCCCGACAGCUGCCUUUCCGGACCAUGAUGCAAUCGCAGAGGCAUUUGCCAUCCCGGCACAGGAGUUGAUCAUCCAACCGGUCGUCCCUACUCUAGGGGACGUUGCACUGCAUGGAGUUUACUGCCGAAAUGUGUGUGCUGUGUCCGCAUCCCGCGACCCGGAUACUCUUCGUCCGGUGCCCGCUCUACAAGUUACUGUCGUUGAUUGCCGAGCUUUGCUACAAGGAUGGCUCUUGCUCGCAUCAGUGGAUGGGAGGAUAGAUCGUGCAGACUUGGAGAACGUCCUGCUGACUUUUGCUCCGCCCGGAUGGGAAUUGCACCUCGAGGGCUUGGUCCAGACAGAUAGAGAACGAGAUGACAGCGAAGCACUCUCUAACUCCGAUAUGAGUGUCGAUGUCCCCGAAGUCGUUCUCCCAGAGGGCGUGAUCGAGGAGGCCUAUGCUGUCUUUGUGCCGCACUCUGACGGAUGGGAUGUCUCAGAUGAGGUCCCGUGUGCUGCUGGCGAAUGGGCUUAUGUCAUCGGUGAUGACGGCCCCUUGCAGCUCCCCUGCUUCAGCUCGCAUGUCCAGAUGUUUGUGAUUAUGCUGAUGCUGGUCGCAGUGCCCACACUGUUGUCGCGGUUGCUCCGCGAGCAGUGCGGCCGAGCGCUGCCCCAUGGGCGCCAGCUCGCUAUCCGCGGAGGGAUGCGGAUGGUGCUGGCCAUAACGACCAUCCUGGAGACGGCCCUAGAGGGGGAGCGCCUGGCCCUUCACAUGCACCUUUGGAAGAAAACAGCCCACUCCAUCUUUGUACGUACUGGUCGAGAGGUCAUGUGCUCCGCGGCGCAAUGUGUCCCCUGUCUCAGCUGGAAAAUUCUUAGGGAGCCCGAUACGUCCUCUCCUGAUGCAGAGAGGAGCUUAGACGCUGCACGCACAGCCACCCGGGCACUUGGCCAGCGCUGGCCAUUUGAUCCCGCAUGGUUGCCACUGUUUCCGCUCCAGGAAGAGGAGCCCUCUGACAUCUCUGAGGAGGCCCUUGUUAGUGACGAUGUCAUUGAUGCGGUCUUCUGUCUCUUUACGCCUGGGUAUGUGCCUGAGGUGCUGCCGCUCACGGUGGUGAUACCGCAAGCUGUUCCAGACUUGGUUGACCUCAUCCAGACCUGUCGACACAGAGAGCAUGCGCAGAACUUCCCGACCCUAGUACCUACUUGGCCGCAAAGCAACCCCGCAUGGGGAGCUUUUGUAGCCGUGCCUGCCUGGCUUCAAAACCGGCCGAUAGUUUGCUUGGACCUGUCGCUCUGGGAUGGACGAGUGUUUGCUGUCGACACACCUGAUGUUGUUGACAAAUUUCGUCUCCUGCAGCUGGCUGGACUGCACAUCGCUGCUGAGAUCGACAUUUUCUUACCUGAUGCGAUCGAACCAGUCCCUGCAGGGGGAGAUUUCCAAGUCCGUACGGGCAUGAGCCUUGUCUUUGCUCCCCAUGGACAAAUGCCGCCCCCCACCUUUGAGCUCCGUGAGAUGUUGCAAACGCCGCAACAUUGGCAUCCCCACCCACACUUGCCAUUCGCCCAUGUACCAGAGCAUUACCUUGUUGCAACUGGAGAGGGGAACCACCCUUUCCGAUUAUUGGCAGAGCGGUCCAUGUACCUGCGAUCAGACCUUGCGGCAAGAUUCGAUAUCCCAAUACGGGAUUUGCGUCUGCAGCCAGCACAACCACGCCAGCAUGAUGCAAGCAUCCACGGCCACUGUUGCAGAAACGUUGUUGUGCUGUCGUCUCAAAGCCACCCUCCGACCGACUUUGAUGAAAUCGUCUGCCUCGUUGAUGGCAGAGCCCUACUGAUCGGCUGGCUGCCACUGCAUACUGAUCGCGGCCAUAUCAACCUGAAUUUCGUCCGAGCAGUGCUUCGACACAGCACGCCAGAAGGCUGGGAGGUCAGUCUCCAUGAAGUACUGCCCCGGCGGGAGCUCCCCCUGGAGAUGCAGGAGGAGAUGGACCUUCCCAUUCGAGGCAUCUGUGACUGCAAGGUGGUACCGCCGCACACAGCAUUCCUCCUAGUCAUUGUCGCGCACCAGCGCAGAAUUGGGAUAUCUGCUGUGCUAGCGUUUCUUGUUGCUGGCGAGAGACAUGGGGCAUGCGCUGUGCGCACCCCCAUGCGGGUUGAGACCGGCUUACCAGGGGUACUAUGUUCCUUCCCAGUCACCAUCCCGGAGGCCCGGCCGUUACCCACACCAUGCCGAUCCUUGCAUGCCAUUCCUCCUGAUGUGUCAGAUGAGGGUCCAACCGGUCGGCCAGAGACCGGUGACAUUCCGAGGACCUGGGUCCCCGACCUCUAUGACGGCCUUCUCAUUGAUAUUGGUCCCACCCUACUUGAGGAAUGUCUGCGUGAUGAUGACACUGCGCUUUGGGAAGCCAGCACCCUCAUAGAGACGCUGCUUGAGCAUUUCGCGGCGACUACUGACAGGCAUUUUCCUGAAACCGAGAUUCGUGCUGCCAACCCACUGCGGGGUCCAAGCCCCAUCUGUUUAGCAACAGCUGUUGCUCCGCCCUCUUUCGAUCUAACUGCUCAGUCGGUUAGCAUGCCGCAUAGAGACGAUUUGAUCACCACCAUCCUGACAUGUUGGCCCUUUGCGUGGUACGUCCCAGAUGCGACAUCCCUGCCACUGCCUUCUGUUACCGCCCAGCAUAUUCGAGACUGGCCAGCCUGGGAAGACCUAUGUCGGGCCUCUGCGGUGCCCUCCCCCGUCAUGGCUCCAGAUUUUUACCGACGGCUCUUGGAUGCACCUCCGGCACUACGCAACGAAGAGGUGUGGUUUGACUGUUUUGCAGCAGGAAAAACUGCAAGCGGGGAGUGGACUGCUUCCACCCCCUUUGCUAGGCAGAUUCGGGAUCUUCAGCUUUGGGCCGAGACCAUGCUUGCAGGUGCUCUCCAGUACCGCCAUGUCAAAGCACACCAAGGGCACCCGCUCAACGAGCUUGCUGAUCAUCUAGCUAAGCUAGCGGCAGCUGGCAAAAAGCCCAAUGCGCCCCCGCCAGCUCAUGUAGUCACGUCAUUCCUUCAGCUUGACGCCUCGUGGAUUCCAGCUGCGCUCAUUGACAACGGGAGAAAGAUACUACCUUUCUCGCCGGACGGCCACAUGCUGCGAUGGGAGGGCACGCCUGCUUCCUCGCCAUGCAAGCUGUCUCCAAGUGAUAUCGUACCGAUCUGCGAACGGACUAUCGGAGCAACGCCAGACAGUGCUACUGACCUUGCAGUCCGGGCAGCAACGGUCAACGUUCAAGGUGUGCAGGACAGGGCCCCUUACCUUGAAGCACAGUUCGACGAACAGGGCCUGCAGGUAGUCUUCCUGCAGGAAGCAAAAACGGCCAGCGGUGUGUGUCACACCAAACUGUACAUGCGACUCACCACGGAGUCCCAUCGGCACUUCGGAGUGUCCAUCUGGAUCAGUAAACGGCUUGGCAUUGCCACCCUCAACGGCCAGCCUAUACUUGUUCGCGAAAGUGACCUCUGCAUCCAAGCUGAGUCUGAACGUCUGCUCGUAAUUGUCGCCACUGUCGCUGACAUCCAGCUUGCCCUUUUCUCGGGGCAUUGCCCGCAUAGUGGGCAACGCGAGGAGGCGGCAAAAUUCAUCACCGGUCUGCAAGGGGUCCUCGGACCCCUGAAACGUUCCUCUGUGCUCCUUGGGGGAAUCGACCUCAAUGGCAGGCCGCCACGUGACGUGACGGGGGUCACUGGCGGCCUCAUCCAAGGUGAAGUUGAUGAUACCGGCAGAGAGUUCGCACAUGCCCUUCAGACCCUGCAUGCGUGGCUGCCGUCCACAUAUCAUAGACUGCAUGUUGGUUCCUCAACAACUUUCGUCCACCCGUCGGGCACCGAGCACCGAAUUGACUUUAUAGUCAUAGGGGGGAAGCUUGUAGUUGAAGAGGCCCGUAGUGAGGUCCUGCGCCAAGUAGAUCUAGGAGCUGUCAGGGAUGACCAUUUUCUAGUCUCCUGCACGCUCCGAGGGGUUUUAGAUCACCACGGCCACCUCAGGACACUUUGGCGGCCGCGCUUCGAUGUUGAUAAAAUGAUGACAACAGAAGGUCGUGCCAUCAUUUCAGCCGAAGUCAAAAAAUUUCAAUCACCCUCUUGGGAUGUACAUCCCGACGAGCACUGCCGACAACUAACCGCACAUCUGCAGCAAGUAAUGGAGAGCCAUUUCCAAUUUGCUGUUAGCCGCCCUCGCGCGUCUUUCAUCCCUGCGGAGGUAUGGGACUGCCGCGCUGCAAAGAUCAGCCUCAAGUGCCGCAGCCGCCAUCGUGCCAAGCUCUGGUCUGACCUGGUCGUCCGGGCCUUCCUCCAGUGGAAGACAGCGUCUGAUUACUCGGUCUGUGUUGCCAUCGCCCGUGAGGGCUUACUGUACCAGCUCAAUGCGGCUGCCAUUCGCUUUGCAUCUGCCCGCAUUCGUGGUGACAUCAGGCGCGCCAAAGCGACCUUUCUGCAGAACCUGGUGUUAAAGGGAGGCGACCGGGCCCCCGACAUCCUCGGUACGGCGAAAAAAGCAGGGAUUGGAGGCGCCAAAUGCCGAAAGCCCUUCAAGCCCAUGCCACAUUUGCUGGACAGCAACGGCCGCCCCGCUGGAACGCGUGCGGACAGGGAUCAAGUCUGGCUUGAACACUUUGGCAAGCAGGAAUAUGGCCGAGUGAUCCCUGUGGACCGCUUUCUGACAAUGACUCCAGAAAGCCUAGUCGUAGAUGCCGAGCUUGAGUGGUGCAGCCAUCACCUGCCGUCCCUCCGCGAGGUAGAGGAUGUGUUACGGGGACUCCCGAGACAUAAGGCAGCGGGCUUGGAUGCGGUGCCAGCGGAAUUGCUGCGUGCCUCGCCGGGACCGAUGUCCCGUGUUUUACACCCUCUGUACACCAAGAGUAUGCUGUGCCUGCGACAACCGCUACAGUGGCGAGGCGGUCUGUUAUUUGAGGCAUGGAAACAGAGCGGAAGCCAGAAGGAUGCUGCCUCUUAUCGUUCAUUGUAUGUCGCCUCUGUUGUAGGCAAGGCGUACCAUAAGCUGCAGCGCCGAAAGAUACAGCCUGAGGCAGAAGCCACCCUUCAUGAGUUUCACAUGGGAGCUCGAAAGGGCACUCCAGUCGUCAUGCCUGCCCUGUAUGUCCUGGCAAGCCAACGUGCGGGAGCUGAAUCGAGAAGCUCCUCAGCAGUGCUAUUCCUAGACACGCACGCAGCAUAUUACCGUAUUGUUCGGGACCUAGCUCUGGGAUGCAUCUACGAUGAUGCGAUGGUUGUUAGGCUUUUCGAGCACUUCUCCCUAGAUGCUUCCGAGCUCCAGGAAAUGAUGGAAGUAGUUUGCCAGGGAGGUACAUUUGCAGACAACCAUGUCCCGGAGACAAUCCGUCACGCGGCAAAGGACACCCACCACUUCACGUGGUUCGUGACCCCCCAUACCAGUGGCAGCCUUCUCUGCAAGACUGAAGCUGGGAGCCGCCCAGGUGAAUCCUGGGCGGAUACAAUCUUCAGUUUUGUCUACUCCAGAGUGCUUGCCCGUAUUGCCGAAAUCGCACGAGGCGAAGACCUGCUCCCUGAAUUCGCCGUCGACACCGAUACCGGGCCAUUUGCAAAGGCCGGCGAGGGCGAACUCAUCACCGGCCAAGACGCCACUUGGGCGGAUGACAGUGCGUGGCCCUUAAUAGCGCCGGCACCUGAGCAGCUGCUCAGAAAGGCGACACGUCUUGCCUCUAUUGUCUUGGAGCAAUGUGCUGCACACGGAAUGCAGCCGAAUCUUGGCCGAAACAAGACAGCCUUGAUGUGCGCUCUGCGCGGCAAAGGAGCGGUCAAGGCAGCCCGCCAAUAUUUUGACCACGGGCGAGCGGCCUUACAUCUUCCUGAGUUGGGGCUUGACCUGCCUGUGACAAAUCAGUACAAGCACUUAGGUGGUGUCAUCGAUCACCGCCUCAGGCUUAAUGCAGAGGCUCGCAGGCGUUUGGCGAUGGCCACUCAGGCUUUCGACCAGGGAAAAGCGCUUCUCUACCUCAACUCAACCCUUCCCCUGCACACCAGGGCUUCCCUGCUUCAGAUAGCCGUUACCUCAACUUACCACAACCUUCCCAUAUGGAACCCUGCCGGACCCAGCUGGGAGGCCCUGGAAGGCGGCUACACCCGCCUUGUUAGGCGACUGCUCAGCAAGGCAAUCCCAGGCGACCUCCUCUUCAAACUUCCGGCCGCCCUUGCGCAUGUUAUGACAGGGUGCCCGCCUAUGCCGUUCCUGGCCCGGAAGGCCAGACUUAGCCUUCUCAGCUCAAUGUGUGCCACCGGCCCCAAGGCGCUAUGGGCGGCGUUGCAAACUGAGCAGACGUGGUUCACUACUGUUCGAGCGGACCUACAGUGGUUAGCCGCAACGGUCCGACAAGACUGGCCGAUGCUUGUUGGCGCUGCCUGGCCGCAAUGGCGACAACUACUGACUACCCGCACCGCCUGGUUCAAGCGCCAGGUCAGAGCAGGUCUCCAGAUAGAUAUGGAACGCUUCGCAAAGCAGCAAGCUGUAUGCGCAGUUCUGUGGGCGCUGCAUCGAUAUGCAAAGACUGCGAGACCAAUUGCUACUGAAAUCACGGGGCGGCGCUGGUACUGUGGCCCAUGCGAACGAGCCUUUAAAACCAAAGCGGCACUCGGCGCUCACUUUUUCAAGUCCCAUGGCCGUCGUGCCCGUUAUAGGGCGGUUGUUGACGGGACACUUUGCCAAGCAUGUGGUCGCCAAUUCUGGAGUACCAAUCGCCUUUCCAGGCAUCUCCGUGAUGCUCCAGCCUGUGUCGCAACUCUGCGAGCCCACCGUCUCUUUUCAAAGAGCAUGCAACCUGGGGUUGGGAGCAAGCAAUGGAGGAAGAACGCUGUUGAACAGUUCCACCCCUCCACUCCCCAGCCACGAACGGCAGGACUCCCACCGCAGGCUGGCAACGACUGGGACGAGGUGCAAAAGGCGGCGCAUCUUGAUCUCUGUGAGACCCUGCUGACCCCAGCCCUCCCGCCAGAGCAAGGAGCCAUUGCAAGUCAACUACGAGCUGUUCUAGGCCGCUAUCCCCUCUUCGAGGAUGAGGCCAAAGACCUCCUGGAGUUCGUGUGGCACGAGACGAAAGAGGUCCGCGCUGAGAUCGUAGGCGACACGUGGCCCCAGGACACAGAAGCUGCUGUUGAUGCUGCCUUCGCUGAUUUGCUCACAAGUGUGUGGGGGCCCUCUGUCGACUGGACGACAGAAGCCAGCGCCCAUGCCUCUUUCCGCGACCUUGAGCGCAGUGUCGCCCAUGUGGACUGGGCCGCCCUGAGGCCCAACGGCCCUUCCUUUCACGUGACCCCAUCCGAUCACCAAUUUGUGCUUGCGGCUACCUGGGAAGCUGAUUUGGUAGCAAGCUGUAAGGUUAUCGAUGCAUCAGCCGUGAGAGACCAUUUAUGGGCCAUUGUACCAGGAGCGCUACGCGGGGCUUGGAUAGAUGUCCAAAAUGGACUCAAACCAAGCCUUGCGGCUCCUCGGACUUUCUGGCAAAGCCGCUUAGCGGCUCCUUUUGCCCAUCUCGCUAGUUCGAGCCUUGCAACCUAA
Molecule: messenger RNA, 10944 nt
Organism: Symbiodinium sp. CCMP2592
Lineage: Eukaryota; Dinophyceae; Suessiales; Symbiodiniaceae
Source: the annotation of a GenBank genome assembly